GGUCUUAUUACAUUGUAAAACAAUUUUUUGUUCAGAGGUAUAUUAAGUCUGAACAAGAGGAUCAAUGAGGUAACAUGGGUGCUUGUAUGGAUUGCUUGUUAGGUUCUGCUGAUUACAACAAACAAGAGGAAGAACAAGUAUCUCAAGAAGAAAUUGAAGAAAGAAGAAAAAGGCAAGCUGAAGCAGCUAUGCAACGCCAGAAACAGGAGGAAGGAAGAGGCAUAAAGGAUCCUGAAAGACUGAGAAGAGAGAAACGAAAACGUGAAGAUGCUGAUCGUGAAGCACAAAGAAGUGGAAAUCAUGAUGGUCAUUUAAAAUGGAGUGUCAGCUAAUGCCUCGUCAUGUGAAUGUUAUUUUGCAAGGGGGAUGUUCAGAUACGAAAUAAUGGUCCAUUUUGUUUUCAUGUAUGUUAUAUGCAAAUGUAUCAACCGAUUUUGCGGAUAAACAAUUUUAUUUAUCGUUGGUGAAUAGCUACUUUCAAAUGUUGUAAGAAAUGCUUAUAAAACGAAAAUUUUUAAACUUA
Messenger RNA from Hydractinia symbiolongicarpus, 523 nucleotides. RefSeq names its product small VCP/p97-interacting protein-like. Gene Ontology annotation, cellular component: endoplasmic reticulum membrane. Gene Ontology annotation, biological process: negative regulation of VCP-NPL4-UFD1 AAA ATPase complex assembly; positive regulation of autophagy; negative regulation of retrograde protein transport, ER to cytosol. NCBI's taxonomy places the organism in Eukaryota, Metazoa, Cnidaria, Hydrozoa, Anthoathecata, Hydractiniidae. The record is from RefSeq and is a predicted model, not a curated record. Bases 75 to 332 code for a protein of 85 amino acids. The transcript is spliced from 4 exons.